AUGCCUAAGCUUUUCAAAGAAUUUUAUCCCAAGACAGCACUGAUUAUUGACUGCACAGAAAUACAGAUGGAGCGUCCAUCUGCAUUGGAUAAUCAGUCCUCCUGUUACUCUUCCUACAAAUCUAGAACAACCAUGAAAAGCCUAGUGGAAAUUAUCCCAAGUGGUGUCAUUGGAUUUGCUAGUGAAUUAUACCCUGGUAGUGUUACUGACAAAGAAAUCACAGUAAAGAGUGGUUUCUUGGCUUUUUUGGAGCAAGGUGAUGAAAUUAUGGCUGAUAAAGGUUUUCUUAUUCAAGAUGAACUUGCUGCAGUUGGUGCAACCCUCAUAAUACCUGCCUUUUUAAAAGGGAACAGCAGUUUUCGAAAGAGGAAGGAGAAAAAAAACAAGAAAGUAGCAAGUUUGAGAGUUCAUGUCGAAAGAUGUAUGGAGCGAAUUAAGAAUUGGCAUAUUUUAGAUAAACCUAUUCCAGUUUCCCUUGCAGGGGUAGCUUCAGACAUUUUUAUUGUUAUUGCAGCACUCACAAAUUUCCAUCCUCCACUUAUUUCAUUAUUUCCGGUUUGUGACUGCCGUCCUCUUGACGUUCACGACGUGAAAACAAGGCGACUGAGGUUGUGA
Stylophora pistillata is the source of this 615-nucleotide messenger RNA. RefSeq lists its product as uncharacterized. Lineage: Eukaryota; Metazoa; Cnidaria; Anthozoa; Scleractinia; Pocilloporidae. The record is from RefSeq and is a predicted model, not a curated record.